GCUCCAGCUACUUUGAGAGGCGUGUUUCAGUUUUUGACAGCAACAAAUUGUCAACGCAGCUAGUUGGUUAACUAGGUAUCUCGGCAUUUUGUGUCUAGCACGGUUGAUAGACUGUAUACCAUUUAACACGUUUUGUGCACAUGAGGUGAAAGGAGGAUUGUGAGUGGACUUGGACUUGGACUGGACCCGGACUUUUUCUUUUCGAUGUGACCGCAAUCCCUUGCGGCGGCCAUGAGUGACAGCCACCCUCUUCGGCCGCUGAGCUCCGCGGCUGAGAUCGACCACCUGCACCUACUCUCCGAGCAGCUUGGCGCAUUAGUGCCAAGCGAGGAAUACAGCGAUGUCACGUUUGUGGUGGAGGAAAAGCGAUUUCCUGCACACAGAGUGAUUCUGGCAGCUCGCUGUCAAUACUUCAGAGCUCUGUUGUAUGGCGGGAUGAGGGAGUCUCAACCUCAGGCUGAGGUCCGUUUGGAGGAGACUCGAGCAGAAGCCUUCUCCAUGCUCCUGCGGUACCUUUACACAGGCAGAGCCAGCCUGAGUGAAGCACGAGAGGAAACUCUGCUGGACUUUCUUGGCUUGGCACACCGCUAUGGUCUCCAGCCACUAGAAGCUUCUACCUGCGACUUCUUGCGCACGCUGCUGAACACACGGAAUGUGUGCUUGAUAUUUGAUGUGGCCAGUCUGUACUGUCUGAGGGGCCUGGCUGAGGCCUGCUGUGCCUACAUGGACCGUCAUGCUGUAGAAGUACUGGAGACGGAUGGCUUUCUUACCCUCUCGAAGACUGCCCUCUUAACGGUAGUUAGGAGAGACUCAUUUGCUGCAAGUGAGAGGGAAAUUUUUCAGGCACUCUGCCGCUGGUGCAGGCACAACGGUGAGGGUCCAGUUGUGCAUGAAGUGAUGUCAGCCGUGCGGCUUCCCCUGAUGAGCCUGUCCGAAAUGCUGAAUGUGGUUCGCCCGUCUGGCCUCCUCAGCCCUGACAACCUGCUGGAUGCUAUACAGACCCGCUCGGAGAGCAGAGACAUGGACCUUAACUACCGUGGCAUGCUCAUCCCAGAGGAAAACAUAGCCACUAUGAAGCAUGGAGCAGUGGUGGUGAAGGGGGAGCUGAAGUCUGCUUUGCUGGAUGGAGACACUCAGAAUUAUGACCUGGACCAUGGUUUCUCCAGACACCCCAUAGAGGAGGAGGGCCGGGGCUCUGGCAUCCAGAUCCGUCUGGGCCAGCCUUCCAUCAUCAACCAUAUACGCAUGCUGCUCUGGGACAAAGACAGCAGAUCCUAUUCCUACUACAUAGAGGUCUCUAUGGAUGAGCUGGACUGGGUACGUGUGGUGGAUCACUCCAAGUUCCUGUGUCGCUCUUGGCAGAAUCUUUAUUUCCAAGCACGGGUCUGCAGGUUUAUCCGUGUUGUUGGGACACACAACACUGUCAAUAAGGUCUUUCAUUUAGUGGCUCUGGAGUGCAUGUACACACAGCGUCCUUUCAUCCUGGAGAAUGGCCUACUAGUCCCCAGUGAGAAUGUUGCGACAGUGCAGGCAUGUGCAAGCGUAGUGGAGGGAGUGAGCCGCUGUCGUAACGCCUUGUUGAAUGGGGAUACCAGCCAUUACGACUGGGACUCGGGCUACACUUGCCACCAGCUGGGCUCCGGGGCCAUUGUCAUUCAGCUUGCUCAGCCUUACAUGCUUAGCUCCAUGCGGUUGCUGCUAUGGGACUGUGAUGAACGAAGUUAUAGUUACUAUGUGGAGGUGUCCACUAACCAGCAGCAGUGGGUCAGAGUGGUGGACCGUACUAGAGUGGCCUGCAGGUCUUGGCAAACCUUGCAGUUUGAACGACACCCUGCCUCCUUCGUUCGCAUUGUGGGCACGCAUAACACGGCCAAUGAGGUUUUCCACUGUGUGCACUUUGAAUGCCCUGCUCAGCGGGACAGAGAGGUCAAAGAAGGCAAUCCCAGUCCAAAUCAGUCCAACCCAGACUACAGUUCGCAGCAUGCUCAGCACUCCUGUCCCCAGGGCCUAUCCCAGAGACCCUCCACUUCUUCUUUGCACUCAUAGAAAUGUGAUUCUUACAUGCUGCUUGCUCAAACAUUCACGACACCGUGCAAGCACCAGCGUAAAAAUUUUGCAUCCAAGCAUCUCAUGUGCUGCUAAUGAUAAUAUAUAUUUAUAAUAAAAAUACUUACGGUGUUGGCAGUGAUGAUUUUGUUAUUUUAAUAUUUAUGAAGAAUUUACUGCAUGUAAUAAUAUAUGCUUAGUUUAUCAUAUUUCAUCAAGCACAAAAUGACCGUAGCUCUUUAAAGCUGACUUCUUGGUUCUAGUCUUUCAUAUUUUUCUGUUGUCUUUUUGUUUUUUAGAAGCAAAAUUAAUGAGAACAUUAACAAUUCUGUCUUGACACUCUCCGUCACCCCAAUGAAGCACACCAGAGUAGGCAUUAACUCUCACUUUCAAUAAACUCUUCUGGGCAGAUUUGCUGUUUUGUGCCGUCACAAACUCUUUUUUUGGUGUUUAAAAGUUGCUUUCGUGAUUUACUAAACAGGCAAAAUGAGGCUUUAAGUGCCCAUGAGGUCAAAAGGCCCUUCUCUGCUUUUGCUUUAUUACAUACGCAUUCAUAAGUGUUUCCCUCUCUGUGUGCAAAAAACUGGGAGGCGAUUGUAAUGAUGAAUGACCUACAACGACUGUGUGCUGUUUAACAUCUCGGAAAAAACGUGUUAUUUUUAGCACUAACGUGGCUAAUGUGCUCAGAGAGAAAUGAGAGAAAUUGUCAGACACAUUUAUUUAUUUUCAGCAGAUAAAACGCGCUUGCCAUGUCACAUAGUUUUAGGAAAAUGUAAAUGUUAAUUAUUUUGACCAUUCUCAAUAAUUUGCACUGCUCUGCUUUGAAUAAAUCUUCCCCUGUGAAGCGAACAGCCAGCAAGAUGUACUUCAGACUUUUCUGUGCCGUCAAAAAGGCAGAAGGGUUAUUACUGUAAACUGAGUCACAUAGCAAAGUGAAUAUUAUUAAUAAACUGAAAUAAAAGAUGUAAAUUUGAUGAA
Pygocentrus nattereri (red-bellied piranha) is the source of this 3024-nucleotide messenger RNA. RefSeq names its product BTB (POZ) domain containing 9 (gene btbd9). The coding region runs from base 232 to 2046 and encodes 604 amino acids. The record is from RefSeq and is a predicted model, not a curated record. Lineage: Eukaryota; Metazoa; Chordata; Actinopteri; Characiformes; Serrasalmidae. Gene Ontology annotation, biological process: circadian behavior; modulation of chemical synaptic transmission; adult locomotory behavior. The transcript has 11 exons. Gene Ontology annotation, molecular function: protein binding.